Polistes canadensis is the source of this 756-nucleotide messenger RNA. It is a transcript of the gene drm, whose product is annotated as protein drumstick. Bases 1 to 246 code for a protein of 81 amino acids. Lineage: Eukaryota; Metazoa; Arthropoda; Insecta; Hymenoptera; Vespidae. Gene Ontology annotation, biological process: embryonic pattern specification; regulation of transcription by RNA polymerase II; embryonic hindgut morphogenesis. The transcript has 2 exons. Gene Ontology annotation, cellular component: nucleus. The record is from RefSeq and is a predicted model, not a curated record. Gene Ontology annotation, molecular function: RNA polymerase II transcription regulatory region sequence-specific DNA binding; DNA-binding transcription factor activity, RNA polymerase II-specific.
AUGUUCGCGAUAAUGCCGAUGGAGACAGAGGGGCACGGCAGGGAGUUCGGCCGGCGGCAGAAGAUGCGCGCCAAGUGCACCGUAGAGUUCGUCUGCAAGUACUGCCAGCGGCGCUUCACCAAACCUUACAAUCUAAUGAUUCACGAGCGUAGUCACAAGGACGAUGUGACCUUCACCUGCGAGGUCUGCGGAAAGUCCUUCAAGCGGCAGGAUAAUCUCAAGCAGCACAGAUGUGGGUGGCGGUGAGCGGGAGCUCUGAAAUCUCCUGCACCUUGACACAUACUACUACACAACAAUGCACACAACAACAACAACUACUACAACAAAAUCAACAACAGCAACAACAAUCAUAACUUCUACAACAGCAACAACUAUUAUUACUACUCAGCAACAAGAACAAUUCAAAUUACAACCACGCACUAUUCUUUGAUCACCACUCCCUCUCCACCCUUUUAAUAUUUUCUAUGCACGAUGAAAGCGCAAUCAAUUUUUGACCGCCCCCCACGACAUAUCCAGCAUGCGCUAAUUUCUUAUUCUUUUAUAUAUAUACACACAUAUACAGACACACACGUAAAUUACCUUGAUCUUUUUCUUAUAUAUUUCCUUCUCCUUCCUUUACGAUUUUUUUUUUGUUUUUACCCCCUUUUUUUGACUCCCUCUUUAUUAUAUAUUACCCUUUUUACCUUAAACACGCAAAUCCGAUAUUAAGCUUUCGUUCUCGCUGUUUACUUAUUUCAUCACUUUUGUUUUUUUUUU